AUGAUUUGCAACAAACACGUUCCAGCUAUUUUCGCAAGUCCUAUUGGUGAACUUGAAAUCGCAGGUUGUGAUAAAGGGAUGCAUUACAUCAAACGGGUUGACAAGACGGUGGCAGUCGUUCCUGAUCUGAACACCAAGUUCAAGCUGAUUGAGAGCAAAACGGAGAAUCUGCCCAAGUCAGUGCAAGAGUGCAUUGAAUGGUUUAGCGAGUACUUUGCCGGGGAAGGAGCGGAUCCUGAUAAGCACUCAGUUACGCUUAGCAAAACUCCAGCCUUUUGUCCUGGAAUUGGUAUCACCGAGUUCUUUUGGAAAGUGUACACCACUCUGGCCUCUGAAGUAAAGUUUGGAUCGCAGUGCUCCUACAGCCAACUUGCCGAGCUUGUUAAGAAUCCAAAUGCUUCUCGUGCUGUCGGAGCAGCCAUGAAGAACAAUCCCUUUUUGAUUGUCGUCCCGUGCCAUCGAGUGAUCAAAAAGUCGGGAGGAAUUGGUGAAUACAGCGGCGGCGGCCCGAAGCUAAAGGAGUGGCUCCUCAAGUACGAGAGUCGUUCUUGA
Molecule: messenger RNA, 552 nt
Organism: Rhagoletis zephyria (snowberry fruit fly)
Lineage: Eukaryota; Metazoa; Arthropoda; Insecta; Diptera; Tephritidae
Source: RefSeq, a predicted model, not a curated record